This is a messenger RNA of Python bivittatus (Burmese python), 1176 nucleotides long. The record is from RefSeq and is a predicted model, not a curated record. Lineage: Eukaryota; Metazoa; Chordata; Lepidosauria; Squamata; Pythonidae.
AUGGCUUGUUCGACAGAGACAGACUGGUCUUUGUUCACUUUACUGGAUCAACACCAAUUGGCCCUCAGGGAAACCUCAGCAAAACCCCACGUUGCCAGCCUCAGUUGUGAAAUGUCUAGCUCCGAGGUACUGAGAGCAAUAGAAAAUGUUAUUGAAGAUGUUGUCAUGAGUCUGUCCACAAAUAAAGCACCUAUCCUUAUCCUGAAAAACAGAUCUGACUGGGGAAAUAUACAGUUUAAAGAUGCUGUAGGUUUACAGAUGAUACCUAAUUGUACCACACGAAAAAUAAGAAGUGACAAUCCUAAAUCAGCACCAAAGUUUGCUUUGUUUCUUAAAAUAUUAUCUAUAAUCUACAAGAUGGUUCAGACAAACAUUUAUGCAACUAAAAGAGAUAUAUUUUACACCGAUACAGUACAUUUUGGUAAUCAGAGGGUUGUGGACAACAUUAUAAAUGACAUUUCCUGUAUGCUCAAGAUACCCAGGAGGAUGCUACAUAUUCUCUCCACUAGCAAAGGGUGCAUUGCUGGUAAUCUUAGUUAUGUUGAGGAGGAUGGUACAAAAGUAAAUUGUACUUGCAGUACCACAGCACCUGUACCAUCUAAUGUAGAAGGAAUAAGAAAUUUGAUUACAGAUGCAAAAUUUAUUCUAAUUAUAGAAAAAGAUGCAACUUUUCAGAGAUUGUUAGAUGACAACUUCUGCAGUAAAAUGUCCCCAAGUAUAAUAAUUACGGGUAAAGGUGUACCGGAUAUCAAUACAAGACUACUAGUCAGAAAGUUAUGGGAUACGUGUCACAUACCUAUCUUUGCUCUCAUGGAUGCUGACCCACACGGUAUUGAAAUAAUGUGUAUCUACAAAUAUGGUUCUGUGUCUAUGUCAUUUGAAGCCCAUCGCCUCACAGUUCCAGCUAUAAGAUGGCUUGGCCUCCUUCCAUCUGAUUUUUAUCGGCUGAAUAUUCCCAAGUGUGUACUAAUUCCAUUGACUAAACAAGAUCAGAGUAAACUAGCCAGUUUACAGGCAAGACCUUAUAUUGCUCAUCAGUCAGCCUGGAAAAAAGAAUUAGAUAUUAUGGAAACAACUAAAAUGAAGGCUGAAAUUCAGGCUUUGACUUCAUUUUCAACAGAUUAUCUUUCCAGAGUAUAUUUGCCAAACAAGCUGCAAUUUGGUGGAUGGAUAUGA